UGUUGAAAUAUGAGCAUGGUUUCGAGACUCCUCUUCAAAUCGAUAUUACCAAAAGCCCCAACCAAGCCCGACGAAGCGCCAGCUCUCCGCCAUGGCAAUUAGUGAGCUUCACGAGAAAGUACCUUUACAGGAAAGUACCGGCAACGACGGGCUGGAUCAGCAAUAUGGAGGUGGUCAUACGGGCAAAUGGGUUAGCCGCCUCCCGCCAUCGGCGAUUCCAUACAUACAAUUGGCUCGACUUAGCCCCCCUGUUGGGCUUAUUCUCAUCUAUAUUCCACAUUUCCUUGGUAUUCUCCACUCGGCCAUCCUGCAGCAGGGCUCAAGUCCCGCAGCCCUACGGACUGCCGCUGUCCUGCUGCUUGGGGGCAGUUUGUUCUGUUCCAAUGGCGCACAUAGUUGGAAUGAUCUGAUAGAUACUUCUGUCGACAAGUUAGUUGCUCGCACGCGCAAUCGUCCUAUUGCUCGAGGUGCAAUAUUACCCCGGGCUGCCUUCGUUUUUACUGCGACGCAAGCCGUUAGCGCUGCAGUAUUCCUUCUCGGCUUUCCAAAGCAGAAGGUCGCAGCCUAUUGGGCAAUGCCGAACAUCGCCGCUACGAUGUACUAUCCCUAUGCGAAACGUCAUACCUAUUUCGCUCAGUUUGUGCUGGGAUUCUGUCUUUCGUGGGGGGUUUUCAUGGGUGCUCUGGCGAUGGACGCGGAUCCCCUGGAGAGUUAUUCAACUACGUUCCUGUUCCUUGCAUGCAUCCUUUGGACGGUUAUCUACGAUACGAUAUACGCACAUCAAGAUGUUAAGGAUGAUACUAAAAUAAACCUAAAGAGCAUGGCGGUCUUAUGCGGGAAUAAAACAAAGUACUUACUUUGGGUCCUUUUGGGCGGCAUGCUGGCCCUGCUUUCUGCAAGUGGCUACCUGGCCCAGAUGGGACCCUGGUAUUACAUCCUGGCGGUUGGGGGCUGCUUUGGGUCCCUGGGAAUAAUGAUCUUGAAUGUGGACCUCGGGGAUUCGCUGAGUUGCUGGUUGUGGUUUAGAUAUGGGUUCUGGCUUGCUGGGGGGUCAAUGACAAUUGGGUUACUUUCGGAGUACCUACUAAGAUUGUAAAUAAGGGGACUAUAGGUCCAAGGCACGAUGGAACCUUUACAAGGAACUUAGGUGACCGAAGACGGGCUCUGGUAGCAACAGUACUACGCGGAUUUGGUAAGAUCAAUAGAGUCGCAUGUGUCGUUUAGGAAUAAAAGAGCCCAAAUUCUGGGAAAUCUGGAUACCGACAGCUGCAUCUAAGUGGUAUUUCUACAACACGUGCUGAGC
Daldinia decipiens is the source of this 1303-nucleotide messenger RNA. RefSeq names its product UbiA prenyltransferase. Gene Ontology annotation, molecular function: 4-hydroxybenzoate polyprenyltransferase activity. Gene Ontology annotation, biological process: ubiquinone biosynthetic process. The record is from RefSeq and is a predicted model, not a curated record. Lineage: Eukaryota; Fungi; Ascomycota; Sordariomycetes; Xylariales; Hypoxylaceae. Gene Ontology annotation, cellular component: mitochondrial inner membrane. The transcript has a single exon. The coding region runs from base 92 to 1096 and encodes 334 amino acids.